Molecule: messenger RNA, 2886 nt
Organism: Clupea harengus (Atlantic herring)
Lineage: Eukaryota; Metazoa; Chordata; Actinopteri; Clupeiformes; Clupeidae
Gene: lsr
Product: lipolysis stimulated lipoprotein receptor
Biological process (GO): establishment of blood-brain barrier; tricellular tight junction assembly
Cellular component (GO): tricellular tight junction; plasma membrane
Source: RefSeq, a predicted model, not a curated record
CGAGGUCUCACCUGUUGACUCAUUGUAACGCUUUCCGAUAAGUCAAAAUGGAGGAAUGACUUGAGUGAAACUAGGGACACGUAGCUUGUAAACCGCAUAAAACUCUACAGAAGAAGAAGAAGAAGAAGAAGAAGUGAAACUAGGAAAGGCUAAAACAAAUGUUCUGUCUUCAAACUUGGAUUGUGCUUGAUUUAUCUUCGAUUUCACAUCUCGACAGUGGCCUAAAAUGUACUGUAAAAUUAGGCCUACAGCGUUCCUUAUUUUCUCAGUCUUCUUCAAUAGCUAUACCAUCGCUAUUAAUGUCCAAUGCCCAGUGAAGAGACAUGUGGUCAUGCUGUUCCAGCCUGUUACACUUCAGUGUCAAUAUCAGACCUCGGACACGAACCCCCCCCUGAUCACGUGGAAGUACAAAUCUUUCUGCCGGGACCCGAUCGAGAUGGCUCUGUCCCCCAGCAGUUCGGACAAUGCUCUGGCUCAAAGCAAUCCGAACUAUGAUCCCGUGACCGAGUGUCCUGACAACCAGCGGACGGUGCGCAUCGUGGCCUCCAAACGGAUCUCCGUCACACUCGCAGCCGAAUAUCAGGGCCGUAAGAUCAGCAUCAUAAAUAAUGCUGACCUAAAUAUUGCCCAGACUGCCUGGGGAGACAGCGGUGUUUACCUGUGCACCGUGGCUUCUGACCAGGAUCUAACAGGAAAUGGAGAGUGCUAUACGGAACUCAUUGUGCUUGAGAGAAAGGCAAAUACUACAGACUGGCUGCCUGGCAUUGACUUACUGGUCAUGGAAGAUAAGCUCCUGGUCGCUCUGGUGGUGAUAGGCUUCCUGUUGUUACUGCUCCUGAUUGGCAUCUGCUGGUGCCAGUGUUGCCCGCACUCCUGCUGUUGCUAUGUGAGCUGCCCCUGCUGUCCGGAGCGCUGUUGUUGCCCCAGGGCAUUGUACGAAGCAGGAAAAGCCAUCAAAUCAGGUGUCCCUAGUCAUUACGCACCAACUCUGUAUGCGCCCAGCAUGUAUGCCCAGCCUAUCCAUGGACUUGGAGGAGCCUCCCCUGCCAUCCCAAUGCUUCCCAUGCCCCCCAUGCACCCAGCAACCAACUACAGAGACUACGACCAUGCCAGCUCAGUUGGGCAGGGUUCUCAAGUACCUUUGCUGCAGGAUAAUGAUGGUGGUGGCCAAACUCGCAGUGGCUAUCGCAUUCAGGCCAAUCCAGAUGGGAAUCCCACACGUGUUCUGUAUUACAUGGAGAGAGAGCUGACCAAUUUAGAGCCCGGCCACCCUGGAGAUGCAGCAGGCAAAUACAACCGCUUGGACGGUAUGAGUGAGGUGACCUCCCUGCAUGAGAUGUCUGAACCCCGGUCACAUGGGCACUCGAGGCCACCACAGCUGCCCACCUUGUAUGACGACCCGGAUGACCGAAUGAGCACCAUCAGCAGUGUGUCCCAGCACCAGCGUCCAAGGCGCCACAAUGAUUCCCCCAUGAACCACGGCGCUAGAGGCCGGGCCCGCUCCAUGGACAAUCUAGAUGUGAUUUACCAGCACUCCAAUGAUGAUGACUAUCCACAAAACUAUAAGUCUGGAGCCAGAGGUGGUCGAAGGGGUUCGGAUGAUGGAUGGAAUCGUGACACUCGUGAUGACUACGAUCAUGAAACUGACCGUCACUACCACCGACGGAACCACUCCCCUGACAGUCAUGGCCAAAACAGGGGACGUGGUGCCGGCUUCCAGCAACGUCGUAGCCGUAGUCGUGAUGACCUGAUGGCUAUGGAUAGGAAUGACAGAGGCAAUGAGUAUGAUGACCGGCUUCUGCGCGAGGCUCUGGCAAAGAAGAAACUGGGUAGCCAGGACCGUCUGGACCACAGCGGCGAGAAAAGACCAAUGAAUGGCCAUUAUGGACCCCCCCCACUGCCUGUAUCCCCUCCUUCUGGUUACCCUGAGCACUUCCCAUCGUCCCUGCCCUAUGAUCAAGAGAGCACAGCAUCUUCCAAGAAGAGCAACUUGCGCAAGAAUGGAGCAGUGAGUCGUGAGAGCUUGGUUGUGUGAGCUGGGCCCUGUGGAGAAGGCUGGCUUGGCUAAUUCAAUUGUGAGGAUCCUCUGAGGAUUAUAUCUUAUUUUUUGGAAGCUGGACAAAAGUUUAAGGGAUAAACACGUGUUUGGGCAGAUUGAAAAGUUGACAUGGAUGAGCUCAAUUUGAUCCUUCGCAGCUUUUACUUGCUUGGGGGAAUGUUUCAGUAAAUGUGGCCAACACAAGUGACAUGAUGUGAUGUAGACAUGAUGUAUCUGCUCUGUUUGUGAAUGGUAUAACAACCUUUUAAUACAUCGCUCUACAAUUAUUAUUUCAUGACAUUGUGUGUUUAUAAAUAGCUUUUCAGGAACAAAUUACUUUAAAUGAUGUGUUUAGCAAUUUGAUAUUUUUGUCAAAAGAUAUUUUUAAUGUUUUGUUUAUGCCAAACUCACAUGAUAAAUGUUUGGACAUAUAGUAUGUACAUUUAGUAUUUCUAUACCAUGUCAAGUGAUUUUAACAUUUUUCAUUGUACUUUGCUUCAUAUAUUUUGCAUGGUGUCCCUGUCCUGUGUUUAAAUGUUUAAACAUUCACUUAGAAAUCUACUUUGUCACUUCCACAAUUACAGUGGUCUAGUAGUAAAGAUUUUGUAUUUGAGUAAAAAACCUAUAUUUUGAACCCUUAUCUUUUACUUAUUAUAACUAUUUGAUUUGCUGUAAACUUUGUUUGCCGGUAUGUGUUUGUUGUUUUGGAAAGGUUCAGGAUUAUGGCAACUGUUUGAUUUCUUUUUUAAAUGUGCUUUGGUAAUUUCAUGCAUUUGAUAUGCUCCCAUCCUGGCCAAAUACCUGCUGUGAACACAUAAUGUAAUAAACUCAUAUCAAGAAGGAUCUCA